UUCAAAUGUAAAAAUAAAUAUUUUCAAUUUAGCAAAAACACCAAACAGUAAUUAAAGCUUCCUUAAUAUUCAGCAUUUUCAGUACUCAACAACUUCUAAAGCAAUAGUUGUGUCAUAAUAUUAUGUAACUCAUGACACAUUUUUCAUAUUUUAAAAUUAUACAUAGUACUACUAUUUGUGUGAAAUAUUUAUGUUAUAAAUCAUAAAUCUUUUAAAAUUUUAUAAAUUUGCCCAUCUUUUUAGAAUGGCAUCAAACGAAAUAAGAAAAAAAGUACUUACUACUUACAAAUUGAUACAUAAAGCUAGGUUACUGUGUUUUAAAAAUGAUACUCAAAUGUUAAAUGCUGCUAAACAUCAGAUUAAUGAAGAAUUCAAAAAAAAUAAAACUGUUUCAGAUCCUGUUGUGGUUCAGAAUCUUAUAACUUUUGCUCAAGAUGUUGAGCAUGAACUGAGAACACAAGUAGUUCAAGCAGAAAGAGUUAAUGAAACAAAAUUUAAAUUGAAUUUAGAUCCAGAACGUCAUACUAUGGAGAAUGUACCAUAUGUUGAAUUAGAUGAAGAAACAUAUAAAAAAUGGAAAGAAGAAAAAAAGAAAAGUAGCAAAAAAAAUUCGAAGUGUUGCUGCGAUUAGAUUAUACUAAUUUGUUUUCAAUUUUUAAAGUUAUAAAACAUUUAUUAUGCAAUUUAAUAUAUGUAUAGAAUUGUACUUAUAG
Messenger RNA from Melanaphis sacchari, 713 nucleotides. Its product is annotated as complex III assembly factor LYRM7. The transcript has 5 exons. Gene Ontology annotation, biological process: mitochondrial respiratory chain complex III assembly. The record is from RefSeq and is a predicted model, not a curated record. NCBI's taxonomy places the organism in Eukaryota, Metazoa, Arthropoda, Insecta, Hemiptera, Aphididae. Bases 245 to 631 code for a protein of 128 amino acids.